AUGAAGUCGACCACUCUGCUCGGCUUGGUCACCACGGUGGGUGCCGCGGUCGCUUCGGGCAGCCCUUGCACCACCGGCGACGAGCGGGCGUGGAUCUCCAAGCGGCACUCGAUCGACUACGUUCAAAACUACAACGGCCAAUCGGCAAGUUUCAAAUACAGCCAGUACGAUGGCACUUAUUCCGGAUGGUGGUCCAACCCGCAGGACUUUGUUAUCGGACUCGGUUGGUCCAAGGGCAUUUCGAAUCGAGUGGUCAAGUUCAGCGGCAGUUACAACUCCAACCAAGGCUCCUACCACGCCGUAUACGGAUGGCUCGACAAGCCUCUUACCGAAUACUACGUUGUUGAGAACUAUUCCUACGAUCCUUGCAGGGGAAGUGCAACGCAGACGGUCGGAAGUGUUGUUUCGGAUGGUGCAAGCUAUAGGAUCUGCAAACAUACACAGUACAACCAAACCUCGAUCCAGGGUACAAAGACUUUUCAUCAGUACUUCAGCGUUAGACAGUCAAAGAGACACUCGGGUAGUGUCGCUUUGGCCAAGCAUUUCAACGCUUGGAAGAAAUAUGGCUUUGCUAAUGGCGCCGCUCACCCGGAUUUUAAUUACCAGGUCUUUGCGACAGAGGCUUUUGCCGGAUGGGGCAAUGUUGACGUUAAGAUCAGCGGGUAA
Molecule: messenger RNA, 666 nt
Organism: Ustilago hordei
Lineage: Eukaryota; Fungi; Basidiomycota; Ustilaginomycetes; Ustilaginales; Ustilaginaceae
Product: putative endo-1,4-beta-xylanase A precursor
Exons: 1
Coding region: 1-666 (221 amino acids)
Biological process (GO): xylan catabolic process
Molecular function (GO): hydrolase activity, hydrolyzing O-glycosyl compounds
Source: RefSeq, a predicted model, not a curated record